This is a messenger RNA of Phoenix dactylifera (date palm), 1966 nucleotides long. It is a transcript of the gene APC6, whose product is annotated as anaphase promoting complex 6. Gene Ontology annotation, cellular component: anaphase-promoting complex; cytoplasm. Gene Ontology annotation, biological process: cell division; protein ubiquitination; positive regulation of mitotic metaphase/anaphase transition. NCBI's taxonomy places the organism in Eukaryota, Viridiplantae, Streptophyta, Magnoliopsida, Arecales, Arecaceae. Gene Ontology annotation, molecular function: protein binding. The record is from RefSeq and is a predicted model, not a curated record.
GCUUCUUGUCCCUCAGUUUCCUUUUAAAAUUUCGUUCUCUUUUUGUGGAGAGAGAGAGAGAGAGGGAGAGGGAGAGGGAGAGGGCAUGAUGAGGGAGGAGGAGGUGGAGCGGAUUCGAGGGGUGGUUCGGGACUGCGUGAGCAAGCACCUGUACUCGUCGGCGAUCUUCUUCGCGGACAAGGUGGCGGCGGCCACCGGCGACCCCGCCGACAUCUACAUGCAGGCCCAGGCCCUCUUCCUCGGCCGCCAGUAUCACCGCGCCCACCACCUCCUUAACUCCUCCCCCGUCCUUCUCCAGGAUCUCCGCUUCCGCUACCUCGCCGCCAAGUGCUUGGAGGAAUUGAAGGAUUGGCAUCGAUGCUUGAUGAUGCUUGGAGAUGCUAAAGUCGAUGAACAUGGGAAUGUUCAUGCCCAAACGGAUAAUAGUGCAAUGUACUUGGACAAAGAUGGUGAAAAUCAUGAAAUCAAUCAGAUUACAGCAGCAAUUUGUUUUUUACGUGGAAAGGCAUAUGAAGCUUUGGAGAAUCGUGCCCAAGCCCGACUAUGGUACAAAGCGGCUGUUAAGGCAGAUCCCCUAUGCUAUGAGGCUUUGGAAUGUUUGGUUGACAAUUACAUGCUGACUUGCGAGGAAGAAUCGAGAUUGUUGUCAUCUCUGCAAUUUGGGAAAGAUGAUAGGUGGCUAUCAACAUUUUAUUCAUGCUUGAUAAAGAAGCAUGACAAAGAGCAAGUUGUAGAAGAAAAGUUCAGGGAGCUUGAAAGAGAAACUUCUGCUUCUGCUCCUUCAGAUUCAUCAUUUGGUCGCACAUUAAGAAACAACGCCGACUUGUUGGCUUGCAAAGCUGAAUACUACCAUCAAUGUGGAGAGUAUCACAAAUGUUUUGAACUCACUUCUGCGUUAUUAGAAAGGGACCCUUUCCAUUCCAAAUGCACAUUAGUUUAUUUGGCAGCUGCUGUGGAGCUUGGCCGCUCAAAUGAUAUCUAUAUGAUGGCAUGCAAUUUGGUCAAGGAUUAUCCUCAAAAAGCUCUAUCUUGGUUUGCUGUGGGAUGCUACUACUAUUGCAUCAAGAAAUAUGACCAAGCACGAAGAUAUUUUUGCAAGUCUACAAGUGUAGAUGGGACAUUUGCUCCUGCUUGGAUAGGUACUGGUAAUGCUUAUGCUGCCCAAGAAGAGAGUGAUCAAGCAAUGUCUGCAUUUCGCACAGCAGCUCGUUUGUUUCCUGGGUGCCAUUUGCCAGCAUUAUACAUGGGGAUGGAAUACAUGCGAACACACAAUUUCAAACUUGCAGAACAGUUUUUUCUGCAGGCAAAAGCAGUCUGCCCUUCUGAUCCUUUUGUUUACAACGAGCUUGGAGUUGUAGCCUAUCACAUGAAAGAGUAUCAGAAAGCUGUUCUAUGGUUUGAGAUGACAUUGGACCAUGUUGCAUCUUCGCUAAGUGAAUUGUGGGAACCAACUUUGGUGAAUCUUGCACAUGCACAGAGGAAGCUAAAGAGGUACCAUAAGGCAAUCUCCUAUUAUGAGAAGGCGCUGACUCUUUCAACUCGAAAUUUGAGUGCAUUUGCAGGUCUGGCUUACACUUAUCACCUGCAGGAUAACUUUGAUGCUGCAAUUACUUAUUAUCACAAGGCUCUAUGGUUGAAACCGGAUGACCAGUUUUGUACAGAAAUGCUGACAUUCGCCCUGGAGGAUGAAUGCCGAGGCACUAACCGGAGAAAGUGAAUGGUAUAUGUUGCUGCAUCAGCCGAUGUAUGUAACAAAAACAUUCUGUACAAUUGGCAGCAAUGAUCCUGAUAUAGUUUAUACCACUGAUUAUUCUGUAAAAUUAUCUUAUUUUUUCUGUUCCUUUGGAAUAUUUAAGCGAAUUCACAUUUUUUCCAAGUUUUAUGUCCUCUUGUUGAGCUAUUUUACUUGACCAAAGUUUUGAAAUGACACCUAAUUUAGGUGCAAUUUUAGCCAUAUUAUGUUUAA